Messenger RNA from Fusarium pseudograminearum CS3096, 1041 nucleotides. RefSeq lists its product as uncharacterized. The record is from RefSeq and is a predicted model, not a curated record. The coding region runs from base 1 to 1041 and encodes 346 amino acids. NCBI's taxonomy places the organism in Eukaryota, Fungi, Ascomycota, Sordariomycetes, Hypocreales, Nectriaceae. The transcript is spliced from 4 exons.
AUGGAAUGGACCCUCAUCUCAUUGUCGACGUUAGUAAUUGCCGCCCGUAUAUGGCUUCGACUCGGCCUUCAGAAGCAGCGUCUGCUUGGAAGCGAUGUUUGGAUGACGUGCGCGUGGGCAAUGGGUAUCAUCACUGCCUCAUUUUGCAUCACCUAUGUUCACAUGGGUGUCAUGGAGGAUGGUAUAGACCCUGGUCUGACGAAUUUCGAUGCAUCGGAUGAGAGGAAACAGUUGAUCCGCAAGUUACUCUGGAUAAGCGUUCUUCCCUUUGUAACGUCGUUCUACCUGUGCAAGGCUGCACUACUUAGUGUCUAUCAUCAAGUAAUUCCGAGAUUUAUGACGAAGCGAAGGACCUUUCUCUGGGCGACUGUUUCCUACGUCGUCGCUUCAUUCGUUGUCACGAUCGUUCUUCUGUUUACAAUUUGCACUCCCGUCAGCCGCUGGUGGACCUUUGAUAGCGACCGCCAAUGCCACAGAGAUCCACUCAUGUCAUUCUUCAGGGCCAUUUGGGCUCUCAACUUCACCUGCGACAUUUUUAGUAAGCUCUUACUCUCCUCACAUGUUCAAGUGAGAUGGAAAUGUGCUAACAGGCCAGUCUUUGUGCUCCCUUGGCUGAUUGUCCCGGAUCUGAUGAUCAAGGGAUGGCUUCGCAUCGGCAUAUACUUCACCUUCCUUCUUGGCCUGAUCAACAUGUCUCUGAGUAUUGUCCGCUACACCAAGGUCUACACUGGUGUCGAAGCAUCAUUAGUUACAAUACACUUCUGGAACUCGCUUGAUUUGUACAUUGGUCUUGUCAUUGCCUGCCUGCCCGCGUUGAGACCCUACUUCAAGUACGCAGCCGAGUCGCGCGCCUUCAACUACAUGAGAAGCAAGACCGGUACUCGUGGUAGUAGUCAGUAUACGGCAAACGCGACUACUGCGUCAUCUCAUGCUGCCAAGCUUUCACAAGUACCACCCAAGGGAUCAUUUGACGUAUCGGAAGAUCGUCUAUCACAAUUAUGCUUGGUCCAUGUAAGACCUGAGGAUGAAGAGAGAUACUAG